CUUGCUCAUUCUGAUCACAGUCUGUCAUCGUUCCCCUCCCUCCAUGCUAGCAUAGGGAAUAGUGAACAGCCCACACGUUGAACCUGUUGGACUAUACAGUCCUGGCACUAUGGACCGACCACAGACUAAUAAUCAACCUGCCGACGGCUCCCUUUCGCAACCUCGUCCACCAUCUGAUGAUUUCGGAGCCUUCUCUUCUGCACCUGUUCCGGGCGGCUUACUACAAGCUGGUGAUCUUCUCGGUUCAUUCGAGGACAAGCAAGUGAAAGAAAAGUCUCAUCCCAUCGCUCAUCCGUCACAGACCGCUCCGCAUACUCCACCCAACAAGGAUAUCAAACCUCCAGAUUUGCUGGGCGACAUCCACGAUCCCUGGGGACACCCUUCACCACUACCUUCGAAUCCUCAUGCUGAGCAUGCUCAACUCUACAACUCCAGCUCCCUGCCCAUACACGUCAAGCUCCCUCCGCGGCCAUUCGAAAUCUCACCCGAAUAUGUUCCUCCCCUACGUUGCCCUCGUCAACUGUCCCAGCACUUUUACUCCCCCGGACCCGGACCGGGCUCCCCUCCACUCGUCUCCAACAUCGGCAACGAUAUAGUUUUCCAUCCUCCGCACGAGUCCGAACGGCCCAUCGCUUCUUCGUCAUCCACGUCUUCCGGCUCACGUUUACGACGCCUUAGCGACACUUGGCUUGGACUCGAUUCCCUGGAACAUGACCCGUUUAGUCCCACCCAGUCCAGACUGCUGAAUACCCUGGCCACCACGACCAAAGUGGCCUCGAAAUGGAAGUCUGUACUCGAUCCUCAUUCUUUCCCUCACGCCGACGAUCCGGCCCUCCCGAAGAAGCCAUCGGUGCCCCCCAGCGCUACCGCGUUACCCAUAGGUAUCACACAUACCACACCUUUUGCGACACCCGAGGAGCUCUCUGGUAGCUACAUCGCACCCACCGGAGCUCCCGCGUUCAAUCGGCGUGUGAACGACCAUACUAGUCGGCCUGAAGACUCAAGUAAAGAGUGGGUGGGUGUGCGCCUGACUGGAAGGAGGGAAGGCACCCAUCAGCUUCUCAACCAAACAAUAGCUGACAAAUUGCGAGCUUGUUUGCCCCCACGACAACGCCUGGCAUCCCAAUGGCAAUUAUUGUUCUCUUUGGAUCAGCAUGGUGCUUCGCUAUCUUCCCUGUAUAGGCUAGUCACGACUCACAUACCUAAUAAUCCUUCCUCCACAAAUCUUCUAUUGGUGCGGGACGGGGACAAUCACGUCUUCGGCGUUUACAUUGCGGAACAUAUACAAAAAAAAGAAGGCACAUACUACGGUAGCGGUGAAUGUUUCCUCUUCAAGUUCCGCGAUGACGACUCUGCUCCUUGCGUGUUUCGGUGGACAGGCCGCAAUCAGUAUUUCGCACUUUGCGAGACGAAUUAUGUGUCCUUCGGAGGCGGCAACGGUACAUAUGGGCUGCUGCUCGAUUCCACGUUCACUCGCAACUCCACUGCGACAUGUCCUACUUUCGAUAACGAGGUACUUUGUCAUGAUGGCAUCGUUUACUCUGAAAAGCCGACCAGCUUUGAUUGUCUAGGAGUUGAGGUAUGGGCUAUAUAG
Molecule: messenger RNA, 1594 nt
Organism: Tremella mesenterica DSM 1558
Lineage: Eukaryota; Fungi; Basidiomycota; Tremellomycetes; Tremellales; Tremellaceae
Exons: 6
Coding region: 110-1594 (494 amino acids)
Biological process (GO): response to oxidative stress
Cellular component (GO): nucleus
Source: RefSeq, a predicted model, not a curated record